UAUCAUCUCAACUGUGUGUCGUGUGAUAUUUGUAUGAGAACCGUUUUGAAAUUUGUUGUAGUAGUGAUUGGUAAACAUUCAUGUUAUUGCUUUUGCGUCUCAGUCUAGUUUCUCAUCCGUCGUAAUAAUAAUCCACAGUACUCGUGAAUAGUACAUCUGCAAAAAGUAAAAGUGAGAGGCAAUCACAAAAGGAUUCAAUGUACUGUCAAAGCAUUGUUCCAGUGCUUUCUGUCAAACGCUCAGGUUGAAGCAACAGCGACAUUUGUGUUCAUGGCGCUGCUUUGAUCAUCCGAAAGUAGGUUUUUUCGCAGUGAGUGGAAUCAGUGGUACAUUAUAGUCCAUGGAGGUGUGCCCUGAUACAAUGCUGCUUCAGGACUUCCCUGAUGAAAUACUGCUUGAAAUUUUCUCACGACUUCCAGUUAAAGAUAUAGUUACAUGUGCUCUUUAUGUUUGUAAACGCUGGAAAGCCGUGUGUAGGAGUUCAGCCCUCUGGAAAGGGCGAGAAUAUCGGUUAACAGACAAAAAAAGGAAAUGUGAGAUUGUGGAAGUAGCCAAACUUAUUCCACACCUGACAACACUUUUUGUAGGGACAGGUACAAAAUUCUGUGUAUGGUUUACUGGUUGCAAUGUGCUUCUUUCAUCAGGUGUUGAUUUUGAAAUAAUUAGGGAUUUAGUUUUGAGUUGUAAUAUUAGUAACAUAACAGUUCCAAGAGGUCUCUUCAGUCCUGAUUUGUUUCCAAAGCUGCUUGAUGAUGAUAAGAAACUCAGAUAUUUAACUGUGAAACAUGAUCCAAUGAUGUAUAACACUCCAGGUGAAACUCUACCACUUUUACUAAGACAGGGGUCACUGUCGGAGUUGAAAAUACUUCACAUACAUGGUGCCCGAAGUAUUACUGUUGACACUGUCCUUCAGUUGUGCCAGCACUGUCCCCAUCUUGAAGAACUGGCGUUACAUGAAUUAAGUCAGGCCUCAGACCAUGUGUUACAGAAUUUACAACUGUGCCCUAAACUUCGCUUACUGGAAAUCACACAGUCUAACUCACUUCGUGAUCUUUCAUUUUUAAAAUGUUGUCCAAACCUGUUGGAAUUGGAUCUUACUAUGUGCUACUCUUUACAGCCCUCCUCUUUUCAGCAUUUGCUACACCUGAAAAAGUUGAAAUGGUUUCAUAUGAGGCACUGUAGAGCAAUUGGUUUACCACUUGCUGCCAUGGCUGAAUAUCUUGUUCACUUAAAGAUUAUUGACUUGUUUUAUUCUGCUGGUUUUAGUGAAAGUGAACUGAAAAAACUACAGAUGAUAGCUCCACACAUAAUUGUGUUACAGGGGCCUUUUGACCAUAGGUAGCUUCACAUAUAAUUGUUACAAGAGUCUUUUGGUCCAAUGUUUGAAAAUACAAUUAAUUGUAUCCUUCAUAAAUGUCAGUACUUGUGCUAAUGAUCUGCUAAAAAGUUGUCAUGUACCUUGUAAAUAAAGGAACAUAUGUUCAUGGUA
Messenger RNA from Schistocerca americana (American grasshopper), 1489 nucleotides. Its product is annotated as putative F-box/FBD/LRR-repeat protein At4g26350. Gene Ontology annotation, molecular function: protein binding. Lineage: Eukaryota; Metazoa; Arthropoda; Insecta; Orthoptera; Acrididae. The record is from RefSeq and is a predicted model, not a curated record. Bases 341 to 1342 code for a protein of 333 amino acids. The transcript is spliced from 2 exons.